This is a messenger RNA of Diceros bicornis minor, 3513 nucleotides long. Its product is annotated as zinc finger protein 709-like. The record is from RefSeq and is a predicted model, not a curated record. NCBI's taxonomy places the organism in Eukaryota, Metazoa, Chordata, Mammalia, Perissodactyla, Rhinocerotidae. Gene Ontology annotation, biological process: regulation of transcription by RNA polymerase II. Bases 524 to 2428 code for a protein of 634 amino acids. Gene Ontology annotation, molecular function: RNA polymerase II transcription regulatory region sequence-specific DNA binding; DNA-binding transcription factor activity, RNA polymerase II-specific. The transcript is spliced from 4 exons. Gene Ontology annotation, cellular component: nucleus.
UCUCUAGUUUGAAUAUGAUAUUCUUGGGUGUGCACUUUUGUAGUUUAUCAUGUUUAGUGUUCUCUGAGCUUCCUGGAUGUGCAGUUUGCCAGCUAUCAUUAACUUUAGGAUAUUUUGAUGAUUAUUACUUCACUUGUUUCCUCACUACUUUCUGUCUUUUUUUUCUUCAAGUGUCCCCAUUAUGUGUAGUUUAAGUCUUCUGGUAAAGAGAAUUGACCUCAUGGAUAUUGUGUUCUGUCUUUUUUGUUCUUUUUGUCUGAUAAUGAUAAUAUUUGUUCCAUUGUAUGGCAUUUAUGUCAUUUCCCAACAUGCUCUUGACUCUGCCAUUACAGAGAAAUAUGAUGAAAUGUGAUCACAGUAAAAAUGUGUAAAUAAUUUUCAUUUGUUCAUGAUGCUGUUAAAUUGAUGAGGAAGUGUGUACAGAAAAACAGACUCAGUGGCCAUUGAGGAUGUGGCUGUGAACUUCACCCCAGAGGAGUGGGCUUUACUGGAUCCUUCACAGAAGAAACUCUACAGAGAUGUGAUGUGGGAAACCUUCAGGAACUUGGCCUCAAUAGGAAAAACAUGGGAACAUCAUGACAUUGAAGAUCAGUACAAAAACCAGGAGAGAAAACUAAGAAGUUGUAUGGUAGAGAGACUCUGUGAAAGUGAAGAGGGUAGUCAAUGUGGAGAAAACGUCAUCCACAUUCCAAAUCUCAAUCUGAACAAGAAAACUACUGCAAAACCAUGUAAGUGCAGUUUAUGUGGAAAAGUCUUCAAGCAUCAUUUAUCACUUAAUAGGCACGUUAGAUGUCACACUGAACACAAAUCAUAUGACUAUCAAAAAUAUGGAGAGAAGCCAUAUAAAUGUAAGGAAUGUGGGAAAGCCUUCCGUUUUCCCAGUUUUCUUCAAAGACAUGAAAGAACUCAUACUGGAGAGAAACCCUUUGAAUGUAAAAAAUGUGGUAAACCACUCAGUUCUUCCAGGUCUCUUCAAAUACAUGAAAGAACUCAUACUGGGGAGAAACCCUAUGAAUGUAAAAAAUGCAAUAAAGCAUUCACUACUUGCAGUUCUCUUCGAAAGCAUGAAAGAAUUCAUACAGGAGAGAAACCCUAUGAAUGUAAGGAAUGUGGGAAAGCCUUUACAGACCCCUCAAGUCUUCGAUCACACAUGAUCUGUCACACUGGAGAUGGACCUUAUAAAUGUAAGGAAUGUGAGAAAGCAUUUAUUUCUCCCAGUGCCUUUCGAGUACAUGAAAGGAGUCACACUGGAGAGAAACCAUAUGAUUGUAAAAAUUGUGGUAAAGCAUUCAGUGAUCCCAGAACUUUUCGAAUACAUGAAAGACGUCACACUGGAAAGAGACCUUAUAAAUGUAAGGACUGUGGGAAAGCCUUUAUUGCUCUCAAAAACCUUCGAGUACACAUGAUCACUCACACUGGAGAUGGACCUUAUAAGUGUAAGGAAUGUGGGAAAGCCUUUAUUGCUCCCAGUUCAUUCCGAAUACAUGAAAGGAGUCACACUGGAGAGAAACCCUAUGAAUGUAAGGACUGUGGCAAAGCCUUUAUUGCUCUCACAAGCCUUCGAGUACACAUGAUCACGCACACUGGAGAUGGACCUUAUAAAUGUAAGGAAUGUGGGAAAGCCUUUAUUGCUCCCAGUGCUGUUCGAGUACAUGAAAGGAUUCACACUGGAGAGAAACCCUAUGAAUGUAAGGAAUGUGUGAAAGCCUUCAGUUCAUAUGCUAACUUAAAAAACCACAAAAGAACUCACACAGGACGGACACCCUUUGUAUGUAAGGAAUGUGGUGAGUCUUUUAUUUCUCUUCAAGUUUUCCAAAUACAUGAAAGAAAUCACAGUAGAGAGAAAUUCUAUGAGUGUAAAAAGUGCAAUAAAGCACUGACUUCUUCCAGUUCUCUUCGAAGACAUGAAAGAAAUCAUGCUAGAGAGAAACCCUAUGAAUGUCAAAAAUGCAGUAAAGCAUUCUGUUAUCCCAGUUCUCUUCGAAAACAUGAAAGAAGUCACACUGGAGAGAAACCCUAUGGAUGUAAGGAAUGUGGGAAAGCCUUUGUAACUCCCUUUAGCCUUCGAGCACACAUGAUCACUCACACUGGAGAUGGACCUUAUAAAUGUACGGAAUGUGAGAAAGCAUUUAUUUCUCCCAGUGCCGUUCGAGUACAUGAAAGGAGCCACACUGGAGAGAAACCCUAUGAAUGUAAAGAAUGCAAGAAAGCAUUCACUUCUUCCACUUCUCUUCAAGUACAUGAAAGAACUCAUACGGGAGAGAAACCCUAUGAAUGUAAAGAAUGCAGUAAAGCAUUCAGUUGUACCAGGUCUUUUCGAGUACAUGAAAGAUUUCAUACUGGAGAGAAACCCUAUGAAUGUAAAAAAUGCACUAAAGCAUUCACUACUUCUAGUUCUCUUCGAGUACAUGAAAGAGUUCAUACAUGAGAGAAACACUAUGAAUGUAAGGAAUGUGGGAAAGCCUUUAUGGAUCCCUCAAACCUUUGAUCACACAUGAUGAUUUUCAUGGAAGAUAGACCUUAUAAAUGUAAGGAAUGUGAGAAACCAUUCAUUUAUCUCAGAUUGCUUCAAAGACAUGAAAGAAGUCACACUGGGGAGAAACCUUAUGAAUGUAAAGAAUGUGGAAAAGCCUUCAGUUCUCAUCAAAGUUUCCAAAUACAGAUAUCAUACUGGAGAAAAACUGUAUGAAUGUGAAAAAUGUAGUAAAGCAUUUAGUUUUUCCAGUUUUUUUGAAGACAUGAAAGAAUAUGUUGGAGAGAAACCCUGUGAAUGACAGGAAAGUGGGAAAGCCUUUAUUUCUCAUGCAAACUUUUGAGGAUAUGGGAGACUGCACACUAGAGGAAAAACCAUAUAAAUAUAAUGAAUGUGGGGAAAGCCUUUUGUCAGCCCAGUUCUCUCUGAAGGCAUGAAAGGCCUUGAUAAAAACCUCUUGAAUGUAAAUAGUGUGGGAAGGACUUCAAUUGGCCUACAUCCUUCUGUGUGAAACUCCCACCAAAAAGAAAUAUAAAUAUAAGUCAUAUGAGAACGUUGAUGGAAAUUUACUUGUGUAUGAUCUAGAAAACUGUCAACAUGAAAGAGUUGUAAAACUUAUAAAUAUAUUGUGUUUACCAAGCUUUUUCCUUAAAGUACAACAUUGGCUUGUGGAUUUCUAUUAAUAACUUUGAGAAAAGAAUAUUGAGGUGAGAUAAUUCUGCAAGUCAUCUUUCAUCAAUUGUACAUAAGAUUAUAAGGUAGUGCUUUUUCCUUAAAUCAGUUAAUAAUAUUUUCUCUAAUUCUUUUUAUAAAAAUGUUUUCAUUGUUCUGUGUUAAGGGGCCAUUGAAAAAUGACCGUUUGUAUUUGUUGAGAUUUUCUUACUGGCUUUAUAUUGCAGUUCCUGGAUAUGCCUAAUCCAUUGUGUAUUGUUCGUUUCUUAGAGAAAGCUUUUUUGGGGUGAUUGGUACGGGAGCCUGUUUUUAUUUUCCAUACUAUUAAACAGUUGGAAUAAAUUUUUAUGUAUGGGAAGUUUAUCAAA